AUGGCAACUUCAAAAAGUAAUAAGCGAAAUGUAGGCUCUAGUCCUAGCCUUCAUCGUAACAAUGUUCCAACUCGUCUUGACAUCCCGUCCACCGCCCUUACUCCUUCUUCUUCAGCACCUUCAUCUCUUUCUCCACUUGUUGUUCCAGCUCAGGCUUCAAAUGGUCAGAUGUUAACUAACGAAAUUAAGAUUGCAAUUGGUGAAAGUGGAAGAAUAACACCACAACCCUUUGAGAGUGACACGGGUGGAUUUUCGAGAGAUGAUGUACUUCCAUCUGACGAUGAUUCUGCGAAAAUCAACGCUGCGCAUUUGCAAGAUUUAGAAAAAAUAGGAGAAGGAUCUGGAGCUUUUAUGGAAGAUGAUAAUUCUUCAAUUUCUAUCUUUAUGGAAUUUUGUGAGGGUGGAAGUUUAGAUGUAAUUUAUAAACAUGUUAAUCAAAGACAAGGAACAAUUGGUCAAAAAUAUAAAGUAUCAGCUGAUGUAUGGUCUUUAGGAUUGACGGUAAUGGAGGUCGCACAAAAUAGAUUUCCUUAUCCUACUGUUGCUCCAAUUGAAUUAGUUGCACAUAUAGUCAACUUACCAGCACCUGUGCUAGGUGAUGAAUACGAAUGGAGUAGUGAACUUAGAGAUUUUUUGAAAAAAAGACCAACACCAAAGCAAAUGCUUGGUCAUCCAUUUAUUCAAAAAUCAUCAAGUAGAGAAGUUCCUUUACGAAAAUGGAUUAAAGAAGUUUGGGAAUGGGAAGAUUAA
Messenger RNA from Racocetra fulgida, 750 nucleotides. The record is from the annotation of a GenBank genome assembly. NCBI's taxonomy places the organism in Eukaryota, Fungi, Glomeromycota, Glomeromycetes, Diversisporales, Gigasporaceae.